ACUGCAGCAUCCCGGUGGCGGAGCGCAGCGGUGGCUGGCCAGAGCUCGCGUCCUGCGGCAGUCUCUCGGCUGCUAGUCUGAGCGAGCGCGAGGGAGGAGACCCCCGUCCAGGCACCAACUUGCAGCCCGGGCGACUCCCACCCACGAUCGCGCCCCCCUGACUCUCAAACGCCAACCGCAGCCCGAGUGGGUCAGCGUGGGAGAGCUUCCCGGUCUCCGUGGCCGGAUUGCUAACUUGGAGGGGACCGCGGCUGUCUCCCCGGCCUGGAGAGUGAACAGGAUUGUGAACUCUUCUGAUUGAUGAUGACACAGUGAGACGAAAGGCCACCACCAACACCAUCUGCUCACAUCCCGAGUCUGAACAUUAAACCCUGUCUCCACCAGCCAUGGCUAAGAGUGCAGAGGUCAAGCUGGCCAUAUUUGGAAGAGCAGGCGUGGGCAAGUCAGCGAUCGUUGUGAGAUUUCUGACCAAACGGUUCAUCUGGGAAUACGAUCCGACUCUCGAAUCAACCUACCGACACCAGGCAACCAUAGAUGAUGAAGUUGUUUCUAUGGAGAUCCUGGACACAGCUGGCCAGGAAGACACCAUCCAGAGGGAAGGACACAUGCGCUGGGGAGAAGGCUUCGUGCUGGUCUACGACAUCACAGAUCGAGGGAGCUUCGAAGAAGUCCUGCCGCUGAAGAACAUCUUAGAUGAAAUCAAAAAGCCCAAAAACGUAACUCUCAUCUUGGUCGGAAACAAAGCGGACUUGGACCACUCCAGACAAGUGAGUACGGAGGAAGGGGAGAAGCUGGCUACGGAGUUGGCGUGUGCGUUUUACGAAUGUUCCGCCUGCACGGGAGAAGGGAACAUCACGGAAGUAUUUUACGAGCUCUGUCGAGAGGUGCGCCGCAGGAGGAUGGUGCAGGGCAAGACAAGGCGCCGCAGCUCCACCACGCACGUCAAGCAAGCGAUUAACAAGAUGCUCACCAAAAUCAGCAGUUAGAGGCUCUGCCAAGAUGUGCUGGAAAGUGGGAAGGCCUUCCUGGCUCCGCCCCUCUAACCACAGCCAAGAUAUUCUUCUUAUUCUGAGUUUGGGGAACGACAGGGUUUCUCGUGGGUCCCAAUCCACUAUAUGCUGAGAAAUUCCUGAGUGUUUUCUGCAGUUCCAUGCUGCAGACAGUCUCUGCCUUCCCUGCUUGUGCGUAGGAUCCAUGCUAAUGUAGUUUGAAGAUGUAACCACCAACGACGCUGAAAUGGCUGGGUUCAUGGAAGCUAAUUUUAGGCAUCUCUGCCUUGCUUAAAUAAGGUGAAGCCUUUUCAAAGGCGUUUUAACAUUCUGAAUCUUGUGGAAGACUACAAAGGUCACCAUAAGGUUUUGUAAUGUCUGCUGAGAACUUGAGGAGGGUAGCUGAGAGAUUAGAAUGGGGAACAGAAUUCUAGUUCCCAUUCGAAGUGAGGAUUUUUUUUUUAUUCGUUAUUAUUAUCUUACUUAAAUUAUGCUGUUUUUCUUUAACACUUUAUUUUUUUUAGUUUGAAAUAUUAUCACUGACUUUGGUUUUGUGAUGUAAUGGCCCAUUUCAAUUCGAGUUGGUUCUCUCAAUAAUCUACUGCAGUCCUCACACACCUUGUUCUAUUAUUUUCUUAAUAAGAAAAGAAACAAGACCCACAAUUCACUCGGUGAUAGAUAGAUAAAUAAAUAAAUAAAUAAAUAAAUAACCCACCAGGAAUCUUUGUACCAAAGCUUGACUUCACUGCAUGUUAGUAGGGGGACUGCAAUUAGAGACACUUGGUUUGUAUAUUACUCUAUUAGCACCGUAGCGGGAAGGUGACCCUCUAAAUAAGAGAAUUAUGACACUUAGCUACUCCUCUUUGGAAACCAAGGCAGAAUCCCAUGUAGUCAGAAAGAGCCAGCCUCUGAUUCAGUGAGUUGGCCACAUGCCUUCUUAACCUUUUAAACUUUGAGUAAGAUUAGUUCCCAUGGGAGAAGUCAGAAAAAUAAUGGGUGAGUAAACUUCACUAUACCCGAGCAAGCGUGUAUAAAGUAGAUGCUUGGCUGGCAAAAGGAUUAUGUAACUGUCAAGAGUUUAUGAUCCUUCUCUUCAUUUCCUGCCCCGUGUACUGAGAUUUGGGCACUUUAUUUUAGAAUAAAAUAUAUAUCUUUUACAAUGUAUGUAUUUAUAUGUACACAUAUAAGUAUGUAUAAAAUUUGUAAGCAUUGACGGUUUUAACUCACCGAUGUAUUUGAACAAUCUGGUGUAACUGACUUCGUUUUAUGUGACUAUAAUAAAAAAAUAUAUAUAAUUUUCAAGUUCUGCCG
Messenger RNA from Arvicanthis niloticus (Nile rat), 2300 nucleotides. It is a transcript of the gene Rerg, whose product is annotated as RAS like estrogen regulated growth inhibitor. NCBI's taxonomy places the organism in Eukaryota, Metazoa, Chordata, Mammalia, Rodentia, Muridae. Gene Ontology annotation, molecular function: GTP binding; GTPase activity. The record is from RefSeq and is a predicted model, not a curated record.